Acinonyx jubatus (cheetah) is the source of this 1783-nucleotide messenger RNA. RefSeq names its product kaptin, actin binding protein (gene KPTN). Lineage: Eukaryota; Metazoa; Chordata; Mammalia; Carnivora; Felidae. The record is from RefSeq and is a predicted model, not a curated record. Gene Ontology annotation, biological process: cellular response to amino acid starvation; actin filament organization; negative regulation of TORC1 signaling. The coding region runs from base 61 to 1461 and encodes 466 amino acids. Gene Ontology annotation, cellular component: KICSTOR complex; actin cytoskeleton; lamellipodium. Gene Ontology annotation, molecular function: actin filament binding. The transcript has 13 exons.
GUGGGGUGGGGUAGGGCGGGCGGCGGCGGGCGCUGCCGGGGCGAGUGGUGGAGGGGCGUGAUGGGGGAGGCGGCCGUGGCUGCAGGGCCUUGCCCGCUGCGCGAGGAUAGCUUCACGCGCUUCUCGUCGCAGAGCAACGUGUACGGGCUGGCGGGCGGCGCGGGCGGGCGCGGGGAGCUGCUGGCCGCCACCCUUAAAGGCAAGGUGCUGGGCUUCCGCUACCAGGACCUCCGACAGAAAAUCCGGCCCGUGGCCAAGGAGCUGCAGUUCAACUAUAUUCCCGUGGACGCGGAGAUCGUCUCCAUCGACACCUUCAACAAGUCGCCCCCAAAGCGGGGCCUGGUUGUGGGGAUCACGUUCAUCAAGGAUUCAGGGGACAAGGGCAGCCCGUUCCUUAACAUUUACUGCGACUAUGAGCCUGGCUCUGAGUACAAUCUUGACUCCAUUGCCCAGAGCUGCCUGAACCUGGAACUCCAGUUCACUCCUUUCCAGCUGUGCCAUGCAGAGUUGGAAAAUUCUAUACGUGGACUCUACCUCACAGGCAUUCUAGACUUCUUUGCUUUCAGGGUCCAGGUUGGGAACCAGCUGGACACAGUGUUUCUCCUGAGUGGGAAUGACCCGGCCAUUCAUCUCUACAAGGAGAACGAGGGGCUGCAUCAGUUUGAAGAACAUCCCGUGGAAAACCUCUUCCCGGAGCUCACAAAUCUGACCAGUAGCGUCCUCUGGCUUGAUGUCCACAAUCUCCCCGGCACAUCCCGGCGACUCUCCGCUCUGGGUUGUCAGAGCGGUUAUGUCCGAGUUGCCCACGUGGACCAGCGAAGUCAAGAGGUUCUGCAGACAUGGACCAUCCUGCAGGACGGCCCCAUCUCCCGAGUGAUCGUGUUCAGCCUCUCAGCCCCCGAGGAGACCCAGGACCGGCCACAGCGGGAAGAGUACAGCGUGCUCGUGGCCAGCAUGUUGGAACCAGCCGUGGUAUAUCGGGACCUGCUGAGCCGGGGCCUUGAGGACCAGCUUCUCCUGCCCGGCAGUGACCAGUUUGACAGCGUCCUCUGUGGCCUGGUCACCGAUGUAGAUCUGGACGGGCGGCCCGAAGUCCUGGUGGCCACCUACGGACAGGAGCUCCUCUGUUACAAGUACUUCGGCCCGGAGCCCGGGCUCCCCGAGGCCGAGCGGGGAUUCUGCUUGCUGUGGCAGAGAGACUUCUCCAGCCCACUGCUGGCGCUGGCACACGUGGACCUGACCGGGGACGGGCUGCGGGAGCUCGCCGUGGUCUCCCUGAAGGGCGUGCACAUCCUGCAGGGUCUAGCCUCAGACGCUCCAGCCAGGGUCGCACUCUGUCCCUCAGCACAGCCUGGUCCAGGCCUCGGAGCUGGUCCUGACCCGGCUUCGGCAUCAAGUGCAGCAGAGGAGACGACGUCAGUCACAGAGGCCUGGGGACGGGGUGGGUCCAGAGCCUGCUGAGACCCCAGGCUCCUGAGCUCCUACCCACUGCCCGCCCCAGACGCUGGUGUGGUUCACUGGGGCCGUCACCUCCAGCCAUUCGUGGUAGGGAAGCAUCCUGAAGGAGAGGAUGGUCUCCCCACACCCUCCAGUGGUAGAGCUGUGGGUUCCUGCUCUGGCUGUGCCCUGUUGUGCCCUGUGAGCCCGGCUGACACACUCCUUCUCUGUGCCUCAGUGUCCCCAUUUGGAAACGGGGUGAUCCCCCCCCCCAACUCCUGCCCCUCUUCCGCCCCUAAUGAGGGUUGGUGAGCCAAUGAUUAUUUAUAUGUCCGGAAGAACCAGA